UGCUGACAGUCCCUGGCAAAGCUCGCCUGAGAAACACAUCGCACCUUGUCUUGCACACUGAACAGGGAGCGAUAUCUUCUAAUAAAUACACCCAGCUUUGAGAAAAAGGGAAAACAGCCAUCACGUUCAUUUGAAAAUUUCAUAAGCAUGAAGCGUUUUGUACCGAAUUUUAAUUGACCGAUGGCUGCAUUUAGAUUUUUCUGAAAACCUAGUGGGACUUCGGAGAUCCGCAUCCGCAAUUGUAUCGCUCCUAUUUCUUCCGAUCGUUCGACACCGAUGCAGUGAUUUUUUUUAUCAGAUGAAAGCCCGACUCGAUGUGGAGAUAAUCGACCAGGUUCAUCGGUGAGGUUGACCUGUCGAGGGUCGCACGAUGGUCCAUUUCUCAAGAUUAUGGAUCACAAUGUCAAAACGGAUGUGAAUUGAAGGUUUGUGAACAUAGAGGGCCCCGCUCGGGCCUGCACGUUAACACUGCAAAGUUGUACUUUAUCUACAUUUGGUUUGGUGCUGACCUUAGGUCUACCCAAUGACAUUAACUAGAUUUGAAUGAAACUGGUAUUAAUGACCCUAUAUACCCCUAAUGAACUCUGUGCUUUCUAGCCCUACACAUGGCUGCAAUUUAUAGAUACUUGAUAACCUGGUCCUGUAGCACACCUGGAUUUCACUAAAGGACUUUUAAGUUAGGUAAUAGCCUUAUUUUUUAACAGACCACUGUUUUGGCCUUAGAGUUUGUCUUCGAGAGUCCAAUUUCUUGUUCCAAUUUGAGCUUAUAAGAGGCUGUAACACAGCCUAUCUCAGUGAACAAUGAAUAAAUUAGCCCAAAUAUAUAGCAGUCCUGUAUGCCAUAGGGAGCUCUGUCACACUUUAGGAGCAGACAUCUAAGAAAGCUGAAUCAUUUUAGUUUAUCAUUUUCGAUUAGAUCUAACUUCCUUCGCUGAACAUGACGAGCUUCACAAUGCGAAACGGCGCACAUUUAAUUUGGAUAGGCUUACUGGUUUGUUGCCUUGUUGAUAUGGGGGCUAGCAUGGAGUUCACAGGCGCGGAAGGCCAAUGGGCGAGGUUUCCUAUGUGGAACGCCUGCUGCGAGAGCGAAAUGAGUUUCAACAUGAAGACAAAAAGCGCUCACGGACUUUUAGUGUACUUUGAUGAUGAGGGAUUCUGUGACUUCUUGGAACUGCUCAUCCACAACGGUAGACUGAGUUUGCGGUUCUCCAUUUUCUGCGCCGAGCCGGCGACCGUGCUCUCCGACACCGCUGUCAACGACAGCCGUUGGCACGCCGUCACAUUGCGCAGGAAUUUCAAAAACACUACGUUAGUGGUGGACGACGAGAUCAAGUGGGUGGAAGUUAAGUCUAAAAGAAGGGACAUGACGGUCUUCAGCCAUUUGUUUCUAGGGGGGAUACCUCCUGAACUGCGAUCUGUAGCUCUACGCCUAACGUCUUCAGCCAUCAAAGAUCAGGUCCCGUACAAUGGGUGGAUAACCAAUCUACGGGUGAACGGUUCUGAGCCGGUGCUCGUCGGUAGCGAGGGAAUCAACAGCGACGUUUGCGAAGCUGACCACAUUUGCCUGAAUGGAGGAGUCUGCAGCAUCGUCAAUGACGAACCCAUUUGCGACUGCUCCGAAACAGGAUUCCAGGGAAAAGACUGCAGUGAAGAAGAGGCCUACGUCGGAGGUCUUGCGCACCUGAUGAUGGGCGACCAAGGUAUGGGUUUUAUUUCUUACUCCCUUUUUGCCUCCAUCACCCACGCCCUCCUCCACCUACCUUCUGCCUCUCUCUCACUGCCUUGUGCUGAAUCCACCUCACAUCCUCCACCGCUGCUCCUAAAGCUGUCCAUGUAUUUCUCUGUAUCUGUGGCUUUACACAUGCAUCUGUUUAUUUGUGUGUCUUUGAGUACUAAAGUCACACUGAUGUUUUAUGUCAAUGUGAUCUCCUACAAAUAUGGUGAAGGGCUGGAAGUCUCCGCCCUGACCUGCCUAUCGCUCUGGAUCUCCAGACCGACCCUGCGGUGGGCUGAUGUGUAUGCGAGCAACGACUGGUGCGGGGGUUUGGAUGACCACUGGGGCAGCUACUUCUCCAGCAGUUCUGACAGCUGGUCAAUUGGCUUAAGAGAGCUGGAGCCGAUCUUGGCUCGCAUGCAGAGUGGUCUCAAUGACCUUGGGCCUGCCCAUUGA
This is a messenger RNA of Triplophysa dalaica, 2170 nucleotides long. Its product is annotated as neurexin-1a-like. The transcript has 6 exons. The record is from RefSeq and is a predicted model, not a curated record. NCBI's taxonomy places the organism in Eukaryota, Metazoa, Chordata, Actinopteri, Cypriniformes, Nemacheilidae. The coding region runs from base 938 to 2170 and encodes 410 amino acids.